Arachis stenosperma is the source of this 1098-nucleotide messenger RNA. RefSeq lists its product as uncharacterized. Lineage: Eukaryota; Viridiplantae; Streptophyta; Magnoliopsida; Fabales; Fabaceae. The record is from RefSeq and is a predicted model, not a curated record. Gene Ontology annotation, biological process: translation. Gene Ontology annotation, cellular component: ribosome. The transcript is spliced from 2 exons. Gene Ontology annotation, molecular function: structural constituent of ribosome. The coding region runs from base 320 to 895 and encodes 191 amino acids.
CAAAAUAGCUGUUACUCUGUAGGGCUCUGGCCUCUGAAUUGCACUUUCAUGGUAAACGACUAAACGCGAUAAGAGAAGUGAAGUAGCAAGAGCAAGAACAAGAACAAAGAGGAGUUCGUACAUCGCAGUGCCUCCUCUGCAUUUCUGAAAGCCUUGUAACUAAAAAGAGUGGUUCUGAUCUUUGGAAACUUUAUUGUGAUGGGAAAUUGCUUCAGGGGGCUAUCUUUGUGGCGUAAGUGUAUAACAACUUUGCUAAAGGGCAUCAUUUCUCAAUAUUUUGAUUUGAUUUGAUGAAUCACUGGUUUGAUUGAACGAAGACAUGAGAUUUACCCACCUUUCUAGAUUAAUUUGCCGCAUCCCUCGUCAUGAUACAUCUAGGGCUUUGCAAUGUCGUGCCUUCCAGGCAGAUGUUGUUUCUGGAGAUUCCAAGGCCAAACAAAAAAGGUAUAAAAUUCCUCAGUUUUAUGAUCCUUAUGGCCCUAGACCUCCACCUUCAGAAAAAAUCAUUCAGCUUGCAGAACAGAUUGGAGCAUUGCCUGAAGAAGAGCGCAGUCAAAUUAUGCCUAUGUUGGUAGAAAGAUUAAAGCUUCCAAAGUUGCAGUCAAUUUCAACAGAUGGCCUGGACUUGGGUCAGCAAGAUGGUGCAGCUGGAGUGCAGGUCGAGGAGAAAAAGGCAGAGAAAACGGCAUUUGAUGUUAAGUUAGAAAAGUUUGAUGCAGCUGCGAAGAUCAAGGUGAUUAAGGAGGUAAGAACAUUCACUAACCUUGGACUGAAAGAGGCCAAAGAUCUUGUCGAAAAGGUGCCGGCUGUGCUUAAACAAGGAGUCACAAAAGAGGAGGCAAAUGAAAUUAUUGAAAAAUUAAAAGCUGUGGGAGGAGUUGCAAUCAUGGAGUAGAGGAUAAACAUGUUGUAAUGUUGGUCAAGACAAAUUUUUCUAGGCCUCCAAUGUGUUUUUCUUUUUCUUUUUUUAAAUGUUAUAAUAUUUUUGAUGCAUGAAUGAUUGAGGGAAAAGCCCUAAUGCAUAAAUCAGAUUCAACAUUACGAUGUAGACAUGUAGUUGUCUAAUGAUCUAUUUGUAUCAAUUGUUCUUUUGUUAAA